Molecule: messenger RNA, 4237 nt
Organism: Pelobates fuscus (common spadefoot toad)
Lineage: Eukaryota; Metazoa; Chordata; Amphibia; Anura; Pelobatidae
Gene: STX16
Product: syntaxin 16
Exons: 10
Coding region: 912-1871 (319 amino acids)
Biological process (GO): intracellular protein transport; vesicle fusion; vesicle-mediated transport
Cellular component (GO): SNARE complex; endomembrane system; membrane
Molecular function (GO): SNARE binding; SNAP receptor activity
Source: RefSeq, a predicted model, not a curated record
UUGGUGAAGCACUGUGGUGAGGGCGGAAGUGGCUGUCUCUGUGAUGCCGAGAAUCGGUUCGGCUUGUCAGAGACGGGGAGUGUGAGUGUGUGAUACUGAUCCCAUUCCCCCAGGUAGUGUGAGUGCAGGCUGCCCCUCCUCCCCCCAGGUAGUGUGAGUGCAGGCUGCCCCUCCUCCCCCCAGGUAGUGUGAGUGCAGGCUGCCCCAUCUCCCCCAGGUAGUGUGAGUGCAGGUUGGCACUCCCUCAGGUAGUGUGAGUGCAGGCUGCCCCUCCUCCCCCAGGUAGUGUGAGUGCAGGCUGCCCCUCCUCCCCCAGGUAGUGUGAGUGCAGGUUGGCACUCCCUCAGGUAGUGUGAGUGCAGGCUGCCCCUCCUCCCCCCAGGCAGUGUGAGUGCAGGCUGCCGCUCCUCUCCCCAGGUAGUGUGAGUGCAGAUUUGCACUCCCUCAGGUAGUGAAAGUGCAGGCUGCACCUCCUAUUGCCUAGGUGGGGUGAUUGGAGGAUGCCCCUUCUGCCAGCAAAAGAUCAUGUAAAUACAGACUGCCCCUUCCUCCUGCCCAUGUAGAGUGAGUGCAGGUUUUUCAUUCCUUCUGCCAGGUAGUGUGAGUGCAGGUUACAGCUCUCAUUCCUGCGCAUGUAGUGUGAGUGUAGGUUUCUCCAACCCUCUUCGGCCUUUUUCGGCUUAGGGAGCAAAGUGCAGGGUUGUCCUCAUCCUCUGUGAGUGUUGCCCUAUCCUCAAGCUCUGAACGUGUGAGUACAGUGUUCCUUCCCCAUCUUGAUGAGUUUAAGUGUUCGAUCCCCCCAGGAGAAGUAAGUGCAAGUUCCCUCCCACCCGUGGAGUGUUGUUACAGGUGACCUCCACCCCUCAUACGCACCCUGGGGAGAGUGAGUGCAGGGUAUCAGCGGGGGGAACAUGGCCACUCGUCGUCUGACCGAUGCAUUCUUAUUAUUACGGAACAAUGCGGCCCAGAACCGCCAUAUAUUGGCCGAGCAAGUGAGUAAUUACAGCCACCCGGUGAGUGCCCGGAGCAGCGGAGCGUUGGCUGAUGAUCGCAUGGCCCUGGUGUCUGGGCUCACCUUGGAUCCUGAAGCUGCAGUUGGCGUGACAAAGCGUCUGCCGCCCAAAUGGGUGGACGGCGUGGAAGAAAUCCAAUAUGAUAUUACACGGAUUAAACAGAAGAUGAAAGAUCUGGCAUGUCUUCACGAUAAGCAUUUAAACAGGCCUACCCUCGAUGACAGCACAGAAGAAGAACAUGCAAUCGAAAUUACCACACAGGAUGUCACACAGAUGUUUCACCGCUGUCAGCGCGCCGUGCAGACUUUACAGAGCCGAUCACGCAGCUGUACAGAGCAAGAGGAACGAGUGCUCCGAAACGUAGUGUCCUCGCUCGCACAGUCUCUUCAGGAUCUCUCCACCAACUUUAGGCACACGCAAUCAGAAUACCUGAAACGAAUGAAGAAUCGAGAGGAGAGAUCUAAGCAUUUCUUUGACACGUCGGUUCCUCUGAUUGAUGACGGUGAAGACAAUACAUUAUAUGAUCGGGGUUUCACUGAUGACCAGUUGGUCCUGGUGCAGCAGAACACGCUGGUGGUUGAGGAACGGGAGAGGGAAAUCCGACAGAUUGUGCAAUCCAUCUCAGACCUUAAUGAGAUCUUCCGAGAGUUAGCUGGGAUGGUGGUGGAGCAGGGUACGGUUUUGGAUAGAAUUGACUAUAAUGUAGAGCAAUCCUGCAUUAAAACAGAGGAUGGAUUGAAGCACUUGCAAAAAGCUGAACAAUACCAAAAGAAGAACCGCAAAAUGCUUGUUAUCCUCAUCCUGUCUGUGCUCGUUCUGGUCCUUAUUGUUGCGUUAAUUGGUGUGAAGUCUCAUUAGGGUGUUUUUAUUAUUUUAAUUAUUAUUUGGACAGUAGUCAGUGGAUUAUUCUGUGUGAUUACCCUGUGUGUAAGGAGGACUGCUGGCAAAUUGUGAUGUUAACCCAUCCCAUAUCAGAGCCUGGAAGGGUUCGUACUGCUCUUACCAGCGUCCCUUCUUCUAUCGUACUUGUUUGGCAUCUAAAUAUAAAUGAUCGAUUUCUAUCUAUUCAGAAUGGCACAGUGUGUACCCCCUUCCCUGCCCUCUUACAUUCGACUAUAAACAAUUGUGGCAGUGUUGGCAGCAUCGGGUGCAGAACUGGAUGUUUCUAACAGAAAUGUCUGCAGCGGAUAGUGCGUUGCAGAGCUGCCCGUGUCUGUAUGUUCCUGGGUAACUCCUCAACGACUGCAGAGCCUCCUGCAUUGGUAGGUGGCCAGACAGGUGUAGGAAAAUUGGGAGGAUUCACACUACAAAGCACUUUCUAGGCUUUCUGUUAUACACAAAAUCCUCUCGUGUACAUAUUCUUAUUCCGGUCUGGAAAAGUAUCAAGGAGUUUGUAUAUUUUCUGAAUCAUUGCUGAUGAAUGAAGUGGAUACACGGCUUAUUUAUGAUUGAAGAGUAAUACGGUGUCAUUUACUGGGUAGUAUUACACCAGCUCCCGUACUGGGAUCCAACCAUUGCAUGUUACUUUUGUUUCAAAUUCCAUAGCAGCUGGCAUUUCUUUAUAUGCAGGCUUUAUAUGGAAAACUAUCAGUAAAGAGAGAUUCUGGGAACAGUGCAGAGCAUUGGAGAGAUCAGUAUGAACUUUCCAUCAGUUUUCAUGACCAUUUCUUCACUUACAACUUUGCUCCGGCAUUUCUCUGCGCAAAUAAAGGGAUCUGUGCCCGAAAGCGUGAAGUGAUUUCUGAAUUUGUGAAAUGUGAGCAGAAACUAUGUUAGUGUCAUUUUAUUCUUCUAACUUGGCUAUUUUGAUUUAAUCUCCCCUCAAUUCAUAGGUUAGUAAAUAAAACCCAAAACACGUAUACGCUGCCACCCAGGAAGCGCCCAAACUUUUGAGCUUAUAAAUUUGACUUUCUUCUUUGGCAGAAGCAAACAUGCAUUAAAAAUGAUUGUUUAGAUGUACAGGGCUUGCGUCCCGUUUUCACAACUUGAAAAUCAUGAGAUUAUUGGAGGCUGUGCUUCUAUCAGAGAUUUAGCAAUUUGUGAGUAAAAUGUUUCAUACAAGUGUAUAUUUGGAAUGUAUCAGUUUCUAAGUAUAGGAAGCUUUCAUUUUCAUCUGCUUUGCUUAAUUUGGCAUUUCUUUGACAGUGUUGUUGCUCUGAGAAAUGGAGAUCUGUCUGUCAUUUUCCAAAUAAUCCAUUUGUUGUUCGCUGUUCCCUCUGUCAGGAAAAUUAAUUUAAUAACGCAGAAAGCUAAUGGUAUCUGGGAAAAAUGAAAUCGCCUUCACUUCACGGCAGUCAUUUAACCAGUAGCUUUGAUUAGACACUAAUCAAUUCCCAAUACAGGCCGAUAUUAAUAGUUUAAAUGUUAGAAUUCUGAUUUUGUGGGACCAUUAAUAAACGUGUCUCGCUUGCAGUUGUCAGUGUUUUUAUAAGAGGGCGAGCUCAAUGAAGAUCUUGUGGGUUAGUGAGGACAUUUCUACAAGUUACCGUAAAUUUCGUUAAAUUCUAUCCAAACAUUCUUCUGUUGUUGCUGAAGGAUCCAUUCGGCAGGUAAUGUACAGAUUGUAGUGCAAAGUCUAGGCCUAAACGGGUGCUUCCUUUGUGGAUUCUUCUCCAUUCCAUGUUGAGAAAAACUACUCUUUAAAUGCAGCACUUCUGCCUUAAUGGCCGCUUAGGCUGGCUCUGCAUGAAUCGUGGUAAAUGAGUCGCAGAUUAAAUACAAUGAAUUCCAUGCUGAAUUAUCAUUUAACACUUUGUAAAAGCAUUGUGCUUGUUUAUGAAGGCUUUCCGUGUACUUGUAGCAGAGGUAAGAAGUUUGGAAAAAUUGUCAUAAUUUUCUUUUAUAAUAAAUGUCCCCAUUAACCUGUUUAUUACCUGCUGACAAUGAGAUGGAUACCUGGGCCAACCUCCCAUCGUACUUACAUUAUCUCUGGGCCCUCUUCCAAUUGCCUGAAGCAGACAUUGCUUUAAAAUCAAAGUUCAUGUGUCUGUGCCAUGUCUAUGCCAAAGGGCAAUCGAACUGGAAACUGGUUAACCCACUGCAUUCCAUCCAUCAUGUUUAGAGCUUAUUUUCCCCUCCACAGAUAGUUUUAAUGAAAUCUUAAUUGCUAAUUUAAUAAUUUGUGUAAAAUAAGGGAUACUGGCUGUAUGACUAUCUGAAUUCUUUCUGUUCCAAUCAUGUCUGUGUCAUCUUUUAAUGUAUGACUAUUAAAAUACUAUGGCCUA